Messenger RNA from Folsomia candida, 4817 nucleotides. RefSeq names its product flocculation protein FLO11. The record is from RefSeq and is a predicted model, not a curated record. The transcript is spliced from 3 exons. NCBI's taxonomy places the organism in Eukaryota, Metazoa, Arthropoda, Collembola, Entomobryomorpha, Isotomidae. The coding region runs from base 320 to 4279 and encodes 1319 amino acids.
GCGGGCAUAAGAGUGGAGUAUAAAACAUGGCAAACAACUUUUUAUAAAUUUCUUUCAAGUCGAAAAAACAAAUAAAGAAAAUAAUGUCUUCAUUUUGAAAUUUAAUUUUUCGACUCUAUAUUUAGUACUUGUGUGAAAGAAAUUUAGCGAUAAGUCGGUGGAUAACAUUUGCUCGGAGGAAGGCUUUAUACUAAAUAAUCGAUUUGACUGACCGAGAAAGAUCAUCUCGAACUUUGACCCGUUUCUCUUUACCUUUGGGAGGAUCUUUUUCAAAAUGGAGCCCAUUAUUUGUGAAUAUUUAUAGGUUAAAACUGUAAAGAUGAACAACCGAUCUCCCUUCAUUCCCAAUAUCCCCACCCCCCAAGGUCACUGGAGUGACCCCCAACUCUUCGGUAACCCUAACCCGUCGUCAUCAUCAUCGUCAAAUCAAUCGAACGGACAACAAGUCCCAUUCACAGCUCAUCAGCAAAUGCAGCUUUCCUCAUCAUCUUCAUCGUCAUCUCACCAACACCAUCAAUCUUCGUCACAGCCACAAUUUUACAAUUUUAUUAAUACGACCUCCCCGUCGGCAAUGAAUACACCGGGCAGUAUUUUCACCUCGGACCCUUGGGCUACAGCGAAUCUAAAUGUGACCUCCCUCUCAAACCAGGUCAACUAUUCCUACCAUCAACUCAAUCAACAAGCCAACAACUAUCAGCAACAGUUGCAACAACAACAGGUCCAAGUUAUGCAAAAUAUUGUGAAUCAGACACCACGAGGGAUGCAAUUGACCCUUGAUACGCCACAUUUUGUUCACUUUCCCGUAAAUCUGUCGCCUCCGGGAGGAUUAUUUUCGACCGGGCAGACGAAUAAUAGUAACAACUCUCAGCGGAGUAGCUCGAGUGGGUCUUCGAGGCCAAGUAAUAUAUUUCAUGGCGAGAGUCCCCCACCAUCUCCAGGAUUGGAUUCCAGAUCCAUGGAGUCGAUUUAUGCUAAUCAGCAAACAGUUUCAAGAUCAUCUACUGGUGGAAGUAGCAGCAAUAAUAAUCACCACCAGACUUCGAACAUGAUGAAUGCAACGUAUCUGCCCUUUUUAAACUUAAACUCACGCCUCCCAUCCAUGCCCUACCCGUCCUCGACAUCCCCGGCGGCAUCCCCAUCUCCUUCAUCAAACAUGUCCCCCUAUUCCGGAGGAUCUUCUUCCCCCAGCCCAACGCCACAGUUGCAACAAAUUAAUUCCAUCUCUUCUGGAAAUAUGGGAAGGUCACAACAGACUGGCCAGCAACAGCAACAAUCGUCGUCAUCAUUUCAUUCAAGUGGUGGAAAUAAUACGUCAACUUUCAAUCAGACCUCACCUGGAAGUAGUGGUGGCGGUGGAGGCGGCGGUGGUGGACGGAUAAGUAAUAGUUCCAGAUUGCCACAAAAUUCUCCAUCACCCGCACCCUCCCCUCUCCCUUCAAUGAUAAUUGGUGGACACCAAUAUUUUAGCUCGUCGCGAACCCCACAAGCCCCACAACUCCACCAACUUCAAACUCCACCAGCGGCUCAUAUGUUGUCCAGACAAGUAAUACCCACGCCUGGAGCGUACGUUCCCCUUCCUUCGCCAAAUUCACGAUCCCCUGUUCACCAUCAGCAACAGCAACAGCAACAACACGCUCAACAAAAUAUUCAUUCUCAUCACCAACAACAAAUUGGAAAUCAAAUCCAACAGCAGCCAAAGGCACAAAGCCCACCUCCACCAAAGCCCAAGAAACCACGCGCCCCGAGAAAAAAGAAGGAACCACCAAAGAAACCUCUCGCGAUACCAGGAAGCACAAUCCCUCCACCUGCAUCCUCUCCCAUGAUGGCGAGUCACCUCAGCAUGCCAAACUUGACUAACUCUUGGGGACAUGUGUUGGAUCUCCCUCCCUUUCCGGCACAUUUGGCCGCCUUAGCUCAACACCAACAGCAGCAGCACCAAAAACAUCAAGCUGCUUCGCGAAUGAUGACUCCAACUCCUAAUAAUAUGAGGCAAAAUUUAGGUCAAUCUGGGAACUAUGUACCGAUUCAACAGCAGCAACAGCAGCAGCAACAACAACAACAGCAGCAGCAGCAACAACAACCUCCUCCUCCUCAGCAGCCUCCUCCUGUGAUGAACAUUAGAUUUACUCCACCCAUCGGAGAAUAUCCGAAACCACCGAAUUCUACGAGCUUGCCACAAUCCGUUAUACGAACCACGUCCGUGAUACAUCAGACUCAGCCUAGUUUUGUCUCGUCAGCAGCGCACCGUCAAUCUACUCCGGUCACAGUGACGGCUUCACCACAAAGAGCGCCUCAGCGAAGAACGUCAUCACAGCCUCAAGCUAAAAAUGUCCCCACCACCACCACCCUUACUGCCAGUACUGCUGUCAGUAAUACUACGACUACGUCAGCAGCCUCGAAACAAUUGUCUAUGUUGGACUAUGCGAUGGAGAAAGCGGGCAUCCCCUCCAGUGUGAAUCAGAUCAAGGCGGAACUAUUUAGUGGAGAGGAGGACGCCGAAAUUAUGCGACUCGUCAGCGAGUUACCCGAUCAGGCGGGUAGUGAAGCUGGUAUCCGCCCCAGCGGAGAUUUUGAUCUCGAAUCGGAACUGAAUCGCUUCUACAGUCCACCAUCGCCAGGGAAAGAUCAAGCGAAUAAGUCAAUUUCUGUGACAUCAGCGACGCCCACUACUGGGACAGCUAGUCAAACUAAAACUACAACAACUACUACAACGACGACGACUACGAGUCAGUCAUCUACGAGUAGUUCAGCCAAGCCAGCAACAAAACCACCCCAGUUUUCUGACGAUGACGACUGCGAAGUCAUCCUUGUAAUGCUGAAUAAUAAGAAGAGGAAGCCGCCUCCUCAAAGGAGGCCACCCCCUAACAAAAGAGCAGUUGCUGGUCAAGGACCUCGUGGCCAAGCUCCUCUCCCUGGUCGACCAAACGUUACAGUGGCCGUGUCCCCAAAUACAAAUGCGUUACGACAUGCUGCCCCCAACACUCGAAGAAAUGCUGCAGCACAGGAACCCAAAGGAAAAGAUCCCAUGGUGCGAGCUGCAUAUCCCAAUGGCAGAGUUGUUGCUGUAGCUCCAAAAACUACGGUGUUAAUUCCACCCCUUCGUCGAGGAGGAAAUGCGAAUGCAGACAAAAAGCCCAACACAAAGACUACUGCACGCAAGAGUACGGCACCAAUCCCACAACCUCGUAGUGGGCCUGCUCCUCCUCCAAUUGUUGUUGCUACCGGGAAGCGUGGUGCUCCAAGCACGAAUAGUAGACAACGCUCGAAACGGGGCCUGGACGAGUUUGAAAUCUACCCCAUUAGUGAUCCAGAACCGGAAAAGAAAUUGACCCGACAAGCAGCAAGGGCCCUUCUUGAACGGGGAAUCAAACAGGAAUUAGACAGUUUAACCCUAAACUCACCAACGACCAGCUCAUCUUCUGCCCAGUCCGUGACAAAACGUAAAUCUUCAACGGAUAAGCCACCCAUAAAGAUGAAGUUGAAUUUGAAAGAUGGCACAGCGAAAAAUGUGACUGCUUCAUCUCCAUCUUCAUCUCCUCCAAAGCGCCCUGGCCCCAAGAGCAAGACAAAAGCAGCUGCUGUACCGCAAGCACAGAGUAAAACCAACCCAGACGAAGAUGACUUGGUAAUAUUAGACGAAUUUCUUGCUGAUUCGGACGACUCAUACGAUCCUGACGGGGAGCGAGAUGAAGCGUCUUCAGAAAGUGAUACUGAACCUGAACACGAUGACGAUGAUGAUGACGCACCCGUGACGCGAAAAAAGCGAUCAAGCCCAGCCAAACGGUUGAAAGGUAUUGACCUAGACGAGGAAGAGACGCCAAUAUCAAAAUCAGUGGAAAAAGUAGUCAGCAAAGAGGAUGAUGGAGCUCUGCCCAUUCCUCCACCGCAUGACGAAGACGAUAACGAAAUGAUCUCUGCCCCAUUCGAUGAUGGCUAUGAUUCUCCUACCAGUUCCUUCUCACCGCCAUCCCCUCCAUUCAAAAACAUUGUGUUGGAACCGGAAAUGGAUAUUCAAGAAAAAAUAUCACAGCCUCCUCCCUCCUUCACCGAGACUGAAAUAUCAGACCAAAACUCCUCAAAUCCUGUCAAUGAUCACGAGUCAAGUGAUGAGGACGGCGACGACGACGAUGACUCGACCGUUGCCACCCCCAAGUUUGAGAUGCCCAAACCCGCAGUGAUUCUCAAGGGGACGAAGGAGGACGCAGACAAAGCUGUGAAUAACAUGAGAGAAACGCUGGCCCAACUUACGAAGUUUAAGCUGCCAUUUUUUGGUAGAUAAAUGGAAAGUAUUUCAAUUAAAUAUACAAUUCAAUUAUGUAUACCUUCUUUUUAGUUAACCUUGUGCCUGCUAAUUAAUACUAUAAAAUACAAAUCUAGUUAAUCUGUGGCACUAUUUGAUAUGAAUAAUUCUAAGAAUUAUUAUACUUAUAAUCCAGCCCAGAAGGAUAUUCAUAUUUAUAUAUAUGAUGUUAUGAAUUGCUUUUAAAAUUUUGAUUAUUUUAUUUUUUAUUGAAGGAACCACAAAAUGCGUUUGUGUAUAUUCAUGAGUUAUAUUUUUUGUUCAUCUAUCAAAAUGGUGAUUAUAUAAAAAUGUAUCGUGUGUGAGUGAACAUUAAAUAUCGCCAUUUAUUAAAUAUGAGAGUACCUCAAACACGCUAUUGUUGUGUACCAUGUAAGUUUUACCUUGUCUGUUGACAGUUUUAAAAUACUUAGUUCUAGUAUUAAAUAAUCAUGAAGGUUAAGUUUAUGCUAUAUUGUUGUACAAAAAUUGUUGAUAUUCGUUACAUGUAAAUAAACUGAUCAAUCAUCACAAACAC